Messenger RNA from Penicillium nucicola, 261 nucleotides. RefSeq lists its product as uncharacterized. The transcript is spliced from 2 exons. NCBI's taxonomy places the organism in Eukaryota, Fungi, Ascomycota, Eurotiomycetes, Eurotiales, Aspergillaceae. The coding region runs from base 1 to 261 and encodes 86 amino acids. The record is from RefSeq and is a predicted model, not a curated record.
AUGGCACAACGGGAACCGGGCUCCAAAGCAUUUGGCAAGCCAUCAGGGUCUAUCAAUGCCCCCAUCGCAGCGUUCACAAUGGCUGUCAUCCUUUGUUCAUACUGUUUCAGUUCAAUCCGCACAGCCCGACAAAAUGCCCAGACUCAAGCCUCUACAGGAACUAGUCUCCAGCGGCCUGUGCCUGCUGAGAGAAAAGACGAGUCUUGGGUACAACAAGCCCUUAAGGAAAGUCGAGGUCAGAAUGGUGGGCGGGGAAAAUGA